AAUUCGAUAAAAAAAUUCGCAAUACAAUCGCCCCAGACGCAGCCCCCACAAUUCACGACAGUAAUCAGAUAAUCUUAAGUAUCGAAAAGAAGUUCGAGGGUGAGAAAAGGAGCAGUGGAUUAUGAAAGGAAUCAAUCAGAAAUUCGAUAACCGGAACAUGGACGAGCUUCAAGAUCUUCCAGAAGAAUCGAGCGGCCUUCUUUGCCCUAAUCAACAUUCUCAUCGGUCGAUAUCUAAGGUGAACGAGACGAAAGUGUACAAACGACGAUGGCUGAUUCUAAUCAUCUUCGUGCUGUACAGCGCUAGCAACUCGAUGCAAUGGAUUCAAUACAGCAUUAUUGCAAAUAUCAUAACGAUGUACUACAAUGUAUCCACUUUUUCAGUGGAUAUGACCAGCAUGAUAUUCAUGAUAACUUACAUUCCUUUCAUCUUUCCAGCAAGUUUUGUACUCGACAAAUUCGGUCUCAGGUUCGCCGUUUUGAUAGGCGCGAUCGGAACGAUGAUCGGCUCUUGGAUAAAAGUGUUUAGCGUAAGUCCAGAUCGGUUCUGGAUUACCUUCAUUGGUCAAACAUUCGUUGCUGUGAGCCAAACGUUCAUCUUAUCGGUUCCAGCUCAUUUGGCCGCUGUUUGGUUCGAUUCAAAUCAGGUCAGCAGCGCGUGCAGCAUCGGCGUUUUUGGAAAUCAGGUGAUUGGGUAUAGCAAUUGGUUCCUUUUCCCGCCGAUGUUGGUGCAAAAGAACGAAGAAAUUAAUCAAAUCGGCCGAGGAUUGCACGCCAUGUUCUACAUAGUCGCUGCUUUUACCACCAUUAUUUUGGUCCUUAUACUUCUAUUUUUUAAGUCUAAACCACCGCUUCCUCCGAAUCAAGCACAAGCUCAAGUUCAGAGAGAGAACGAAACUCCGAAAAGUUUUUUCAUAGAAAUGAAGAAACUGGUCACAAACGUCGGUUACUUGUUACUAUUGUUCAGUUAUGGCAUCAAUGUAGGCGUGUUCUAUGCCAUCAGCACGCUUCUCAAUCAGAUAAUAGUUCAACAUUUUCCUAAUCAAGAAAAAGACGCUGGAAGAAUCGGUUUGACCAUUAUCUUCGCUGGUAUGUUAGGUUCUGUGGUUUGUGGUAUUGUGCUCGAUAAAACGCGCAAAUUCAAAGAGACAACGUCAGUCGUUUAUCUUUGUUCUUUUCUGGGCAUGAUUAUAUUCACAUUCAUUCUAAUAUCCACCAGUCAAAUAUUCACCAUUUAUAUAAUAGCUGGCAUGUUAGGAUUCUUUAUGACUGGCUAUCUUCCAGUGGGUUUUGAAUUUGCCGCAGAAUUGACAUAUCCGCAAUCAGAAGGAACAUCCGCUGGCUUAUUAAACGCAAUGUGCCAAGUAUUCGGUAUUAUCUUCACAAUUAUCUACGGUUAUUGUUUGAACGUUUGGGGUGAUUUUUGGGCGAAUAUUUUCCUCUGUAUUGCGCUAGCCCUUGGUUCAUUCCUCACCAUCAUCAUUCCCAAUGAUCUUCGAAGACAGAACGUUUUAAAAAAUUCCAUGGUUGAAGGUUGAGAGAUAGAAAGUUGAAGAAUGAUCGACUAGUCUUUGUUGUGAUCAAUGAUAUUGCGAAUGUAGACUUUCCUAUGAAUAUCUUUCUAUGAAGAUAGAUGAGAAAAAUGAAUUAUUAUAGGUUGUCCAAAGAUAGUUGAUUUUGAUAAAAUGUCAGGUAAAAUUGCAUAGAAUCGUCUGCCUCAUGUUAUCUACUGUUAUUAUCAUUAUUCUAUUCUUUCAUAUAUAUUCUUUCAAUAUUUUUAUAUUUUACAUUUAUAUGUAUAAUAUUUUUUUUAUUGAAUUCAAUUCUUAAAUAACAUUUAAAAAUAGAUUUCUUAAUACAUAAAAAUAUGAUGUAAUUAGUUUUAAAAUCAAGAAGGUUAAUAUGCAAGAUGACAAAAUAUUGAAAUAAUAUUUCAUGUGAACAUGAAUAUAUCAAAUAAUGACAAGAGUAGAUAAAGCAAACAAUAAUUUUGGGCAUGGUUCAAGAUCUGAAAUUGUGUUGGAACAUUCCAUAUUAUUUUUAUUAUUUUUUUAUUAUCUUUGUUUCAAAAGUACUAAAUAGAAGUUCUAAUUUAUUUAUAAAUUAAUUGAGAUUAAUCGUUGACUAUUUAAAAAAUCACUGUCUUAUACUUACAUUUAAUUUCUAUCUUAUUGUUUUUUCUUCUUUGUGCUGUGAUGACACUUCAGUAUCAUUGGAACAAUUCCAUCGCGUGUAGACAACAUCUGAAA
This is a messenger RNA of Apis florea (little honeybee), 2248 nucleotides long. RefSeq names its product choline/ethanolamine transporter flvcr2a. Gene Ontology annotation, biological process: heme export; transmembrane transport. The record is from RefSeq and is a predicted model, not a curated record. Gene Ontology annotation, cellular component: membrane. Gene Ontology annotation, molecular function: heme binding; heme transmembrane transporter activity. Lineage: Eukaryota; Metazoa; Arthropoda; Insecta; Hymenoptera; Apidae.